Hippoglossus stenolepis (Pacific halibut) is the source of this 1577-nucleotide messenger RNA. RefSeq names its product calcium and integrin-binding family member 2-like. NCBI's taxonomy places the organism in Eukaryota, Metazoa, Chordata, Actinopteri, Pleuronectiformes, Pleuronectidae. The transcript has 6 exons. Gene Ontology annotation, molecular function: calcium ion binding. Bases 394 to 957 code for a protein of 187 amino acids. The record is from RefSeq and is a predicted model, not a curated record.
GCUGCUCCCUGCAUCUCCUCCUCUGCAGCUCAGAGUCCGAGACGACCAGGACCAGGAUCAUACCCGGACCACGACCAGGAUCACAACCGGACGCGGACCAGGACCAGAAUCACAUCCGGACCAGCACCAGGAUCACAUCCGGACCAGGACCAGGUUCAUACCCGGACCAGGAUAACACCUGGAACAGGAGGAUUAAACCCAGACCAGGAGGAUUAAACCCAGACCAGGAGGAUUAAACCCAGACCAGGAGGAUUAAACCCAGACCAGCAGGAUUAGAUCCAGACCAGGAGCGGAUGUGUGAGGACCAGCUGAUGGAUGGUCUGAGAUCAGCGGGGGACCAGUGAGAUGCAGCGGUGUGAUGCAGCGGUGUGAUGGGACAAUUAGUCCAGCACGAUGGGAAACAAACAGACAACCUUCACCGACGAGCAGCUGGAGGCUUAUCAGGACUGCACCUUCUUCACCCGGAAAGAAAUCCUGCGGUUACAUGGCAGAUAUCGUGAACUGGCUCCACACUUAGUUCCUCUGGAUUACACCAACAACCCCGACAUCAGAGUUCCUCUGACGCUCAUCAUCACUAUGCCUGAGCUGAAGGAGAAUCCGUUCAGAGACAGAAUCGUGGAGACGUUCUCCGAGGACGGACAGGGGAACCUGAGCUUCAAUGACUUUGUGGACAUGUUCUCUGCUCUGUGUGAAACGUCGCCCAGAGAACUCAAGAACAUUUACGCCUUCAAGAUCUACGACUAUAACAGGGACAACUUCAUCUGCAAGGAGGACCUGGAGAAGACUCUGAACAAGCUGACCAAAGGAGAGCUGACGCCGGAGGAGGUGACGCUGGUGUGUGACAAAGCCAUCGAGGAGGCCGACCUCGACGGAGACAGGAAACUGUCCUUUGCCGAUUUCGAGAACAUGAUCUCGAAGGCUCCAGACUUCCUCAGCAACUUUCACAUACGAAUAUGAUGCUACAGAGGAGAGAUGCCUCACCCCCUCAGUGCCUGUCCUCUCUACCACCUGUGGAGAGACGUCCUCCAGACGUCCACCAGACGUCCACCAGACGUCCUUCAGCAGGAAACGAGGCCGGACUCAGGUCUGGUCUCUGGUGAAUACAGAUCAACAGUUUGUGCAUGAAACUUUUCUCUUCGUUAAAUUCUGAGCAAGGACAAGCAGAUCUGAUCCAGGAGAGCGUCUCUGAGGUCGGACGUCUCCUGUGGACAUGUGGACACACAACAGGGCUUCUCUGACUCCAGUGCUUUGACAGAGACUUUUUGAAAAGCACACCUUUAAAGGGCAAACAGUGAAGAGCUAUGCAAUCUUUCCUCAUGACGUGCAUGUUGUAAAUCGCUUGUAGCUGCAGCAACUUUCUACGCGUGGUGUCGUGAGCGUCGUGAUGCACAAUGACAAUCAUAGUAACCUGUAGAUCAGCUGAUGGAAGGGCUCUGUCGUCUCACCUGUAACAAACCUGAUCGAGCAGCUCAUCAACACUGACCUUUUCUGGCUCCGCUCAAAUAAAAGAUUUUUCUGUGGCUUCACGACGACUCUUAUCUUCUCUUACAGGAAAUAAAUUCUCCUGAUGAAACUGA